CAGACAGAAACAUGGGUGGAGGCAGGGUGGGGUGCAGAAAAGACACAGGGAAUGAUUUAAAGACAGAUUGAGGGAGUUCAAGACUGAACCAUUGUGUUCUGUGAUAUAGAACAACAAGCUAAUUUAGUUGCUUCCACAAACUCGCAGGCGAAAAACGUCUGUACAGGGAGCCAUGCCUUCUCCGGUAGCUAGUAUUCUUGGCUGGAUUUUGUUUGGGCUCUGUUUUGGCAUGUCAGCCUUGGCAGAAACAGAUCCAGAGUUCUCUCAGUGCAGCCAAAGUUUCUACAAACAGAGGCCUCCCACGGGCUUCACAGGGGGUCAGCUGCUGCAGUUCUGUCACAGCCUGGGCGGCGGACAGUCCUUCGCGACCCUCUAUAACUCUUCCUGUGACAUCACUGUUUUUUCUGCUUUCUGUCUGAACAAAGGAUGGGGUGACAGUGGAACUGUGGGAGAAAGUCAGGAGGGUGGAGGCCCAAAAGAAGACAGGCUUGAAGCAGACACUGAAAGUGUACAGACAGAAACAAAGGAAGAAGAGUCUCAAAAUGAGGGCCCCCAGGAUACCCCAGUUAAGCCCCCUGCACUUCUUUGGCGGGACAGAGGGGAUUCCUCCUCCUACUCUGCCACACCCGCCAGUACUUGGGAUGCUGUGAUUUCCAAUUUGGUCCAAAAUAACGUCCUACCUCAGUGCCAGUCUGUAGGGGGUGAUCUAUAUGUGCUGACUGGAACAGGGAGUGUGGAUGAGUUAGCAAAGGGGUGCGAGGUGGGUUUGUUUUGGUCCGCUGUGUGUUGUGAUGUCCCAAAUGAGGAUACUGGGUUCAGUCUGGGUGCAGUAAAGGAGGGAGAUGAGGUGCUCAGAGUUUUAAGCGUGAAGGCGUUGGAGGAGGUGGUUGGAGUAGGAGACGUGUUUGCAGGUGGGUGUGGGAAGGCGGAUGGAGGCGGAGAAGGUGAAAGCGACCCACUUGCUGUCUUUCAAGCCGCAGUGCAGCAGAUUGUAGAGAAGCACAUCACAGACGCCCAGCCACAUUCUGACGAACUGCUACACAGCUCCAUUUCUGAAGACGCCUCCGCUCAAAGCACAGAUGCACAAGGCACUGAGACUGAAACGGAAGGGGAGACCAUCGAUGCGGAGCCGCGCCGUGCUGUCUCACUUAACACUGAUGCAGAAUCAAGUGACUUUGCCUCACAGGACAUAGAGCAAGUACGGGACACAGAACAAACAGAACCCGAGGGAAACAGCACCGUUUUGUACCUUCUCUCCUCCUCUCUGUACCUUCUGUCUGUCCCCUUCCGCCCCCUUGUCUCCACCCUCGCUGAAAUCCCCGGCCAGGUGUCUCAUGUGAUACAGGAGGACCUCACUGUCCUCUCGUCCCUACCCUGUGACACAUUCUCACUCUUCCAGAACCUCGUCUCCGAUGCGGCGUGGGGGGUGACGUCUGUUGGGGGACUGCUGGGUAAAGCAGGGGCCCUGUGUGCGUGCCAGCUGUACUCUUGCACUUCACCACUAGUGGGCACUCUAAUAGACAGCUGUAAGGAGGGGAUCGCAGGAGCGGGCACUCUGACUUGGGAUGGUGUGGGCGUCUUUGGUGGGAUUGUGGACGGGGCUUGGUCUGUGUCCAGGUUUAUUGGGGGGAAAGCAUGGGAGCAGAGUGAGGGGUAUCUUUGCGGUGUUCUGUCAGAAUUGGGGAGCCAGGUGCAAGGGGUGGGUGGCGGUUUGGGAAAGUUGGUCAUGAAAGGAGGAAAGGGUGUGGGUAAUGUGGUGAAAACAGCUGGGUGGGUGAUAAAAGGUGUUGGGGAUAUGGCUGUGAACAUGGUGAAGGGGGCAUUUGGAAGUGAGUGACAUUACUGGUGUAGUUUUACUGACUUGUUGGCCUGUUUUUGUGAACGUCUGAAAACUGUGAUAACUGCUUUAAUGGACUGCUUGCACAAAGUGAUCUUUAGAAAAGUUCACAAACAGUGUAAAAAUUGAGAAGCUGAAGAACUUUGAUUAAAGUGAUAGAACUGUUUGGACAGUCUGGACACUUGUAAACAACAUUUGUAAAUGAACAGAAAGAAACAACAACAGGUAAAUCUUUAGACCAACAAAGCUGGAUUGUGACUGGUGUAGGGUUGUGAAUGACAUGCAGGGUGUGUAUGGGAAUUUGAUGGUCAGUCAUGUGAUAUUUCUUUUGUCAAGAGGGAAGAUGG
Megalops cyprinoides (Indo-Pacific tarpon) is the source of this 2184-nucleotide messenger RNA. Its product is annotated as endonuclease domain-containing 1 protein. The transcript is spliced from 3 exons. NCBI's taxonomy places the organism in Eukaryota, Metazoa, Chordata, Actinopteri, Elopiformes, Megalopidae. Bases 173 to 1837 code for a protein of 554 amino acids. The record is from RefSeq and is a predicted model, not a curated record.